AUGCACUUCAAGCACCUCACUGCCGCACUCGCCACCUUGGCCGUGGGAGGUGCACUGGCAGCACCUGCACCAGUCAGCGGCGCUGCUCUCGAAGCCCGUGGCAAGAAGGAUGACUUCAAGCACGAUGGCGACUGGUGGGACGACAAGAAGCUGAAGGCUCGUGAUGAUGACGACGAUCACAAAGACCAUAAGGAUGGGAAGAAGCACAAGGACGGUUGGAAUGAUAAGCUUAAGAUCCGUGAUGAUUGGGAUGGUGAUUUCGAUGACAAGAGGCUCAUGGCCCGUCAUGAAGAUUGGAACUGGCGCAAGGGCUCGAAGGGCUGGAAGGACUAUGGCAACAAACUUGGGAAAUAUAAUCACGACAAGCGAGACAACGACGACGACUGGCGCGAGCAUUACAAUGAGUGGAAGGAUAAUGUUGAUAACUGGUUCGACGACAAGAAGAUCAAGGCUCGCGACGAUGAUCAUGACGAUGAUGAUGAUCACAAGAAGAAGAAGGAGAAGUAUGGGAGGCACGGCCGAUAUGGUGAUGAUGACGGACGUAACCGUUGGGACCAAUGGGACGAUGAUCGUGACUGA
Molecule: messenger RNA, 579 nt
Organism: Fulvia fulva
Lineage: Eukaryota; Fungi; Ascomycota; Dothideomycetes; Mycosphaerellales; Mycosphaerellaceae
Exons: 6
Coding region: 1-579 (192 amino acids)
Source: RefSeq, a predicted model, not a curated record